Molecule: messenger RNA, 1426 nt
Organism: Camellia sinensis
Lineage: Eukaryota; Viridiplantae; Streptophyta; Magnoliopsida; Ericales; Theaceae
Product: transcription repressor OFP14-like
Biological process (GO): negative regulation of DNA-templated transcription
Source: RefSeq, a predicted model, not a curated record
CCAUCAAGCUUAAUGCUUUUAAGAAACGUUUUUCCAUAAACAUUCAUAUUUUAUGUUACUUUUUCAAAUAGGCAGAGGUUCUCUCCUUCACAUUAUGCUUAUAAAUCUGUAUAAAACCCCACCCAUCAUCCCAUGGUUUUCACCAUUCACAUUCACAAGUAAACAAGCAAACAAACCCUCAAAAAAUGCCCAAACCCCUUCAAAAAUCUCUUCAAGACUACCUCUCCAAGAUCAAAAAACCAACAACCCCACAUAUCCCAACUCAUAUCUCGUCUUCUACUAGUUGGAUCCUAAGAGGUUGCAAGCACACCAAGACACUAUCUAUCUCUGUUGAUCCUCAUCUCAACAAUGCUAAUAAUGAUGCAGCAACCCUAGCCGACAUCGAUCGGUUCCUGUUUGAGAACUUCAAGUCACUAUAUAUGAACGACGAUGAUGAUGAAGGCAAGCAGAAGAACAAGAAAGGUGAUGACGGUGGUGAAGAAAAAACAGGUGGGUUUUUGUUUGAAUCACCUAGGCUUAUCGAUCCACCACCGGAUCUUUGUGCCUCUCACCGGUUUUUUGUGGCAACCGACUCAUCGAGUUCACUGAUGGAGGAAGCUAGGAUAAGUGCAACCACAUCUGAGAACACAGGCUCGAGCUCCACCACCACAACCACUACCGCCGCAGCCACCGCCACUACUGGUACUAACGAGUACUCAACAACCAGAGUCAAUGACAAUGCUAAUAAGCAGGUGAUGGGUCCUGAUGACUUUAUAGCCGUGUUCACAUACUCGCCUAGUCCAUGCGAUGAUUUCAGGCAUUCAAUGCAGGAGAUGAUCGAAGCAAGGCGGCAAUACUAUGGAAAGGUGGAUUGGGAAUUUAUGGAAGAGCUUUUGUUUUGUUACUUGAAUUUGAAUGACAAGAAAACCUACAAGCACAUACUGAGUGCCUUUGUCGACCUGAUCAGCACUUUACGUGAGAAUUGUGGCAAAGUUACGGCAAGAUCACAGCAGAUUCGGUCUGCAGGCAACAGGAAGAAGUGAAAGGAAAAACUCUGUUCUUACAUAAAAAGUUAUAGAAAUUAAAAUUAUGCUGCUGAUCAAUAAUUGCCUUUUCUGGGUGAUCAUACAUGACAAAGUUACCAAAAAUUAAUAAAAUUUUCAUUUACAUAAAAAGUUAUAGAAAUUAAAAUUAUGCUGCUGAUCAAAUGACAACUGUUGAUUUACAUUUUCCUCUGCAAAAAUAAUAGAACAGACACUUCACCCAAUCCAACCAUCAUAUAUAUUUAUGAAUAAAAUAACAUAAAAUAAAAACCAUCAUAUAUAUAUAGUACCAAGCACAGCCUCCUAAAGACGCUAUCUAAUCUUACCUCCCAUUACCUUCCCUUGUUGAACUCUGCGCAAUAAUCUUCGGUAUCUAUUACUGUAAAUUUCUUGUCUUCAUCCAA